Nezara viridula (southern green stink bug) is the source of this 1759-nucleotide messenger RNA. The record is from the annotation of a GenBank genome assembly. NCBI's taxonomy places the organism in Eukaryota, Metazoa, Arthropoda, Insecta, Hemiptera, Pentatomidae.
UAUCUGCAGGUAGUUAUCUGGGAACCUUGUUCACAAGAUAGACUAUUGUUGAAUUUUCUUUUAAAUAUUGCCUAUCAGUUUAUUUCACAAUGCCUCCCCUGAUCAGUUCUGCGGCAGAUAAAUCAAAAGAACUUCCUGAUGAAAAUUUAUGGACAUCUAUUCUUGGUGAAGUUCAAACUAAAGGAAGUAACAAGCUCCCUUCUAACAAAUCCAUUUUAGUUCUUGGUGACAAUGAAUCUGGAAAAACCACUCUCAUUGCUAAACUUCAAGGAGUAGAAGAUCCAAAAAAAGGUUCUGGAUUAGAAUAUGCAUAUAUAGAUGUUCGGGAUGAGUAUAGAGAUGAUCAUACAAGAUUGGGCGUGUGGGUGUUAGAUGGGCAUCCGAUGUACAAACAACUGCUGAAAUUCGCACUUCCUGCUGAAUCUAUCCCGAAUACGUUAGUAAUGUUCGUUGCUUCUAUGACAACUCCAUGGGCUAUUCUUGAUCAACUUCAAAGUUGGGUUGCAGUGCUUCAUGACUACAUAGAUUCUCUUAGAAUUCCAGCUGAAACUUUGCAGGAAUAUCGACAGAAAAUUGUUAAAAGGUGGCAAGAAUAUGUUGAUCAGACAGACGAUCCCGAUCUCAAUGUUAGUAGAACUUCUCGUAAUUUAGAAGAAGAGGGCGAAGACUUGCCUUUAUCUGAAGGUGUCCUUACCUCUAAUCUUGGAUUAGAUGUUGUUGUUGUUAUUACUAAGACAGAUUAUAUGUCAACUUUGGAAAAAGAAAACGAUUAUAGAGAUGAACAUUUCGAUUUUAUUCAACAGUGGGUUAGGAGGUUUUGUUUACAGUACGGAGCUGGCUUAUUUUAUACUUCAGCUAAAGAAGAUAAAAAUUGUGACUUACUGUAUAAAUAUUUAACGCAUCGCCUCUACUCUCUUCCGUUUCGUACGCCUGCAUUAGUUGUUGAAAAAGAAGCAUUAUUAGUACCUUCGGGAUGGGACAGCAUGAAAAAAAUUAGUAUAGUUUGUGAGAACCUUCAAAGCAUGAAACCUGAUGAUUAUUAUAGGGAUGUUAUUGCACCACCAGCAUCAAGAAAGUCUGGGGGUCGUGAAACUGAAGUUGUCGCUGAAGAUGAACAAGUUUUCUUAGCAAGAAUGCUUUCUCUUCUACAGCAGGGCCAUGAUAAGCAAACUCCUGCAGUACAGAAAACUGGGUCUAGAUUACAAACAUGUAUGGGACCUCCAAGUAUCACGCCCCCGAAAAAGUUGGAUCCAAGCAAAGUUUCAAGUACUAGUGGAGAAGGCGUUUUGGCAAACUUUUUCAAUUCUCUCCUUCACAAGAAGCCUGGAUCUGCUAGUACAUCCCCCAGCUCUGUCAAGACCCCAGGUUCCCCAGGUAUUGAUACUGCAGUUGGUGUAGAAAAAGCAGUUACGCAAUCUGAUGCUGCUGCUGAACUCGAGAGGCUCGACAAAAUUGGGAGGAUAUCAAGGGCUAAACCUGGCGGUAGCCCUUCCUUUAAUAUUAAGUAAUACAGAGUAACGGAUGUUAAAAUUUUAUAAUUUUUUUUAACUAAAUCAUAACUAUGUUAUUUUUGUUUUUUUACGAGACAUAAUAGGUAUUUAUAUAUUUUCUUUUUUUAUUAAUACUUUAAAUGCUUCAUUACUUAUUUUGGAAUAAAUAAAUGUAUUAUAUAGAUAAUUUAAACACUUUUUUUCUAAUUAAUUAUAGUAUUAUUUAUUUCAAUGUAUUUAAAAUAAAUUUAAAUAUUUGUUUAUUUUAA